AUGUCACAAAAUAAUACUACCACAACUGAUACAGAUAAAUACGAUAGACAAUUGCGUUUAUGGGGGGAAGAUGGUCAAUCAAAGUUAGAAAAGUCACAUAUUUUAUUAUUAAAUGGUAAUGCAACUGGUUGUGAAACUUUAAAGAAUUUAGUAUUACCAGGUAUAGGAAGCUUUACAAUUGUAGAUAAUAAAAAAGUCGUAGAACAAGAUCUUGGUAACAACUUUUUCGUUGAACGUUCAAGUAUUGGUAAGCCCCGUGCCUCUGUAGUUUGUGAAUUAUUACGUGAACUUAAUGAUCGUGUUAAAGGAUCCUCAGUUGAAGAAUGUCCAGUCCAUUUAAUCAAUAACAACAUUUCAUUCUUUAAAGAUUUCUCUUUAGUUAUUGCCUCACGUUUACCAGAACCAGCUCUUUUAACUUUAUCACAAUAUUUAUUCGAAAAAAACAUUCCAUUGGCUGUUGUCAAUUCAUAUGGUUAUAUUGGUUAUUUAAGAAUUUCAACUCCAGAGCACCAAAUUAUUGAAUCUAAACCAGAUGACCCAAUCGAUGAUUUAAGAAUUUACAACCCAUUCCAACAAUUAGUUGAUCAAGCUGAUGCUCUAGAUUUAAAAUCAUUAGAUAGCCAAAAACACUCACAUGUACCAUACGUCUUACUAUUAAUCAAAUUCUUAAAAGAAUGGAGAUCAACCCAUGACAAUAAAAUGCCAGAAUCAAGAGCUGAGAAAGAGGAAUUUAAAAAAAUAUUUAUAUCAAAAUCUUUAGAUUAUAGCGAUGAAAAAAAUUUCAUUGAAGGUGUUAAUAAUUUAUUAAAAUAUGUUCAACCACCAAGAAUUCCAGGUGAUGUUCAAAAUCUUUUAAAAGAUGCCAAAGCUUCAAAUAUUACAGAAACUAUGGAUGAUUUCUGGGUAUUAGUUUCAGCCUUAAAAGAUUUUGUUGAAAAGAAUGAUAAUACACUUCCAUUACAUGGUAAUGUCCCAGAUAUGACCUCAGAUACCGAAAGCUUUAUUAAAUUGCAAAAAGCUUACCAAGAAAAAUCUCAAGCUGAUUUAACACAAUUUACAAAUCUUGUUGACCAAAUUGUUACUAAAACUGGAAGAUCAUCAAUUUCACCAGAUUUAAUCAAAAAGUUCUGUAAAAAUUCACGUUUCUUAAAUAUCAUUAGAUACAGAAGCAUUUCAGAUGAAUUUUCACAACCAAAAACAAAAAUGAUUAUUUCAGAAUUAGAACAACAAGAUAACAUUAUGAUCUUUUAUACUUUACUUCGUGGUGUAGAUAAAUUCUUUAACAACUAUCAUAGAUACCCAGGUUCAAAUGAUGAAGAUUAUGAAUCAGAUAUCUCUUUAUUAAAGAAUGUUAUUUCACAAUUCUUAUCAGAAAUUAAUAUUCCAGUCGAUUUAGUUAAAGAUGACUAUAUUAACGAAUUUGUAAGAUUUGGUGGAUCAGAACUUCACAACAUUGCUUCAUUAAUGGGUGGUGUCACCUCACAAGAAAUUAUUAAACUUGUUACUCAUCAAUAUGUACCAUUAAAUAAUACUUUUAUUUUCAAUGGUAUUAAUAGUACUACUGCUUCUUUCAACCUUUAAAAACUGCAAAAAUAACAAAAUAAUUAAUUUAAUUUCGAGUGCCAAAAUAAAAAAAAUAAAAAAAUUUC
Dictyostelium purpureum is the source of this 1649-nucleotide messenger RNA. RefSeq lists its product as uncharacterized. NCBI's taxonomy places the organism in Eukaryota, Evosea, Eumycetozoa, Dictyosteliales, Dictyosteliaceae. Gene Ontology annotation, molecular function: NEDD8 activating enzyme activity. The record is from RefSeq and is a predicted model, not a curated record. Gene Ontology annotation, cellular component: cytoplasm. The coding region runs from base 1 to 1581 and encodes 526 amino acids. Gene Ontology annotation, biological process: protein neddylation. The transcript is spliced from 5 exons.